AGCAGAACCACUCUGGGAAGAGGAUCAUAAAGCAGUUCAGAAGAAAACGCAUUAAGGGAGGAGAAGCUCUCCAAAAUGAGUUCUGUUGAGAAGCAGGACACUAAAACAGAUACAAGUCUGAUUCAGGCUAAGACAUCAGACUCACCUGAACCCAGCUGUAUCUCUGUGAAAAGUGAUGAGUCAAUGAAAGUUCCACAGCACUGCAGAGGUGGAGCCUGUGCGAGUGAAAUCAGUCUGAUGGAGGGUAAGAGAGCUGAUUCACUUGAACCCAGUUGUGUCUCCAUGAAAAGUGUCCAGUCAAUGAUACAUCCAGAGAUAAACUUCAGAGACAAAGCCACUUCUACUGAUCUGAGGGAAGAAAAGAAGUCCAACAAAAAUAAGCUGGAAUACAUAUUCAAGGAGGCAGAACACAAAGUGAUUACCUUGGUAAAGAAUGAGCUAAAAAGGCAGAAGAACCUGGUGAGUUUGGGUUACCCACCAUGUUCUGAGAGGGAAGUGGAGGAUCCUAUUGUCAGAGAGGCAUCACUGAAGAUCACAAUACAUGUGUUCAAGGAAAUGAAUCAGACAAAUAUUGCUGAAAAACUGCAGAAGGAACUGGUCUCUAUUUAUCAAGGAAAGCAUAAAUCCAAAAUGAGAGACAAAUACAAAAGAAUUUGUGAAACCUCACAGCAUGGAACCCAAGCGCUGCUGAAUGAGAUCUACACAGAGCCCUAUGUCACCGAAGGCUGGAAUGGAGACCUCAAUAAUGAACAUGAGGUCAGACAGAUUGAGGCAGCCUCCAGGAGACCAGGAACACAGGAGAAACCCAUAAAAUGCAAUGAUCUCUUCAGAGACAAGUCCAUCAGAACUGUGCUGACGAAAGGAGUUGCUGGAAUUGGAAAAACAGUCUCCGUGCAGAAGUUAAUUUUAGACUGGGCUGAAGCAAAAGCAAAUCAGGACAUCACUUUCAUGUUUCCACUUCCCUUUAGAGAGCUGAAUCUGAUGAAGCUGCAGAAUCUCAGUUUGAUGAAGCUCCUUCAUCAGUUUUUCCCAGAAAUAAAAGAAUUACAGUCAAUAAACUGUGAGGCCUAUAAAGUUGUGUUUGUCUUUGAUGGUCUGGAUGAAUGCCGACUUCCUCUAAACUUCCAGAACAAUGAGAGCUUAUGUCAUGUGACAGAGUCGGCCUCAGUGGACGUGCUGCUGACAAAUCUCAUCAAGGGGAAUCUGCUUCCCUCUGCUUUCCUCUGGAUAACCUCUCGACCAGGAGCAGCCAAUCAGAUCCCCCCUGAGUGUGUAGGCCAGGUAACAGAGGUACGAGGGUUCAGUGAGCCUCAGAAAGAGGAGUACUUCAGGAGGAGGAUCAGUCAUCAGAGCCUGGCCAAUAAAAUCAUCACACACAUCAAGUCUUCCAAAAGCCUCUACAUCAUGUGCCACAUCCCAGUCUUCUGCUGGAUCUCAGCCACUGUUCUCGAGAGAAUGUUGGGUGAAGCAGAGAGUAGAGAGAUCCCCAAGACUCUGACUCAACUGUACACACACUUCCUAAUCUUUCAGAUCAAACACAAGGACCAAAAGUACCAUGGCACUUGUGAGCCUGAUCCUCAGCAGACCAGAGAGAGUAUCCUGGCACUGGGGAAACUGGCUUUCCAACAGCUAGAGAAGGGAAACCUGAUUUUCUAUGAAGAAGACCUGAGAGAGUGUGGAAUUGAUGUCAGAGAAGCAACCGUCUACUCAGGCAUAUGCACCCAAAUCUUCAGGGAGGAGUUUAGGCUUUACCUGGGGAAGGUGUUCAGCUUUGUACAUCUGAGUGUUCAGGAGUUUCUGGCUGCAUUAUAUGCAUUUCUCCACUUUAUCAACAGAAUUGGAACAGAACAACAAACCACUGAUCUAUCUGAUCUUUUCAACCACACAAGCAUGGAUGAUUUCCUGAAGAGUGCAGUGGACAAGGCCUUUGAGACUGAGAAUGGAAAACUGGACCUUUUCCUUCGCUUCCUUCUGGGUCUCUCACUGGAGUCCAAUCAGACUCUCUUACAAAGCCUAUUGCCCCAGACAGGAAGCAGCACUCAUAGCAAAGAGGACAUUGUUGCAUACAUCAAGGCUAAGAUCCAGAAGAACACCUGUCCAGAGAAAUCCAUCAAUCUGUUCCACUGUCUGAAUGAACUGAAUGAUCCAUCUGUAGUGCAAGAAGUCAAAACUUACCUGAAACCUGGAAGUUACCAUUGUCUCCGAGGAAACAAAUUCUCGACUCUUCAGUGGUCUGCAUUGGUGUUUGUGUUGCUGAGGUCAAGACAGGAACAUGAGGAGUUUGAUUUGAGGACUUAUGACCAAUCAGAGGAAUGUCUUGUAAGGCUGAUGCCAGUGGUCAAAGAAUCCAGAAAAGCUGUGCUAUGUGGUUGUAAUCUCUCAGAGGAAAGCUGCAGAGUUUUGUCCUCAGUUCUUAGCUCAAACUCCUCCAAUCUCCGAGAACUGGACCUGAGUGAAAAUAAACUGUGGGAUACAGGAGUGAAGCUGCUUUCAGGUGGACUGGAAAGUCCACAAUGUAAGCUGGAGAUAUUGUGGCUGCAACACUGUGGCAUUACAGAUAGAGGUUAUAUUGCUCUGGCUUCAGCUGUGAGGUCAAACCCCCAGUCAAACCUCCGAGAGUUAAAUCUGAACCGCAAUGAACCUGGAGACAGAGGAGUGAAGAUGCUGUCUGAUCUCCUGAAAGAUGAAAAUUGCAAAUUCAAGACACUAUACAUUGAGACUGACCCCUAUGAGCUGGAUAAGGGAUUCCACUCACAUCUUUUCAACAAGAUACGCUCAGACUCUGACACAGAUUAUGCUGAGUUUUUUGCAACACAAAAACGAAAUGCAAAUACAUCAUUGACAGCCAACACUUUAUAUCAUAAGACGUAUACCAAAAACUAACAUUCUGAGAUUCAUGGAAAUAUUUCUGAUAUUCUUCUUUUCACUUCAGUUAUUGCUGAUGAUAUAACUUGUAAUGAAAAACUUUGUGUCAAAUUUAAAAAAGAAUGCUAAACAGAACCAUUUUCAUGAGUGCUCUCAGAAUUUUGGACCUACUGUGUAUAAAGUAUGGAAACAUUGUGUGUUGCACAUGUUUAGUUUGCAACCCAGAAAUUCAACAGUUAAUUAAGAACAGAGUGGACCACUGGCUUGUAUUCCCUUGUGUCUGAAAAUAUAACAGAAGAAUUUGCUGUAUUACUGCUUCAACUAUCAUUUGGUUUUACCUGGACAGCAGAUGCAAGAGAUGAAAAAAAUUACAAAAAUCAUCUUGCCUGUACUGUAAUUUUAUACAAAUAUUGGAAAUUGAAUUAAAUAUAUUAUAAUAGCCUCA
Neoarius graeffei (lesser salmon catfish) is the source of this 3310-nucleotide messenger RNA. RefSeq names its product NLR family CARD domain-containing protein 3-like. The record is from RefSeq and is a predicted model, not a curated record. The coding region runs from base 76 to 2883 and encodes 935 amino acids. NCBI's taxonomy places the organism in Eukaryota, Metazoa, Chordata, Actinopteri, Siluriformes, Ariidae. Gene Ontology annotation, molecular function: protein binding. The transcript has 10 exons.